AUGUUGGCGGUUCGAAUUUUGUUGUUCUUGAUGAUUUGGAGUGCUUUUGCCCAACAAGAACGUAGGUUUUGGGAAGCCCACAUUCGCAAAAAGCCGGCUACUGGAAGAUUUGAACCGGUAGAAAAUCAUCCAAAUGGCCAGUCGAGGAGCUGGAAAUAGCUUUGGCUGUUUAUGAGUUAAAACCUCAUAAACGGCCAAAGCCAUUUGGAUGAUUUUGCUACAAGUUCAAAUCCCAAAGUAGACAACUUUUUGCCACCAUGUGUCUUACGCAAGGCUUAAAAUUUUCAGGGUGGUUCAGUCGGAGCUGCCAAACUUAUUCCAAGUAUUUCUCCGCCAAUAAUGCACGAAUUUCUAACAGGGUCCCUCACAUUUGGUGGACCAAAAAUGGGGCACUUCAGCUUCAAUUUGCUAUAAGUUUUAUAGAAAUUGGUGCAUUAUUGGCGGAGAAAUACUUGAAACAAGUUUGGAAGCUCCGGCCCUGUAAAGAAGUUUAAAUAUUUCGUUUUUUUUCAAGCGGGGACCUGCGAUAAGAUCUCAUGCCACACUCAAUGCAACCAAUGCAAACAAUAUACGAGGAAGGGACUUUCAUUUGGCUACUGUGACAUGGACACCUGUUACUGUACCAACAUUGACUUUUAUGCCUAUAAUGCCUCGGCCGAAACUUCGUAA
Bursaphelenchus xylophilus (pine wood nematode) is the source of this 669-nucleotide messenger RNA. NCBI's taxonomy places the organism in Eukaryota, Metazoa, Nematoda, Chromadorea, Rhabditida, Aphelenchoididae. The record is from the annotation of a GenBank genome assembly.